AUGGCUACAAAUGCGUCCGCAAGUAUCAACGUCAACGACCCCGGUCUCAUCACACUGGUGAACAAGCUUCAGGAUGUCUUCACCACAGUUGGCGUCCAAAACCCCAUCGAUCUCCCCCAAAUCGCCGUCGUAGGAUCGCAAUCAAGCGGAAAGAGCUCGGUCUUGGAAAACAUAGUGGGCAGGGACUUCCUGCCGCGAGGAACUGGUAUCGUGACAAGACGGCCGCUCAUCCUGCAACUCAUCAACCGAGCCCCUCUGCCCAAGCAAGAGAAUGGCGCAGCUGCCGAGGCUGUCGAUGGAGCCGCCGACAAGGAGUCCAACGUGGACGAGUGGGGCGAGUUCCUGCACAUUCCCGGCCAAAAAUUCUACGAUUUCAACAAGAUCCGCGAUGAGAUCGUGCGCGAAACCGAGUCCAAGACUGGUCGCAAUGCCGGCAUCUCACCUGCACCCAUCAACUUGCGCAUCUACUCGCCCAAUGUCUUGACCCUGACGCUGGUCGAUUUGCCCGGUCUCACAAAGGUGCCCGUGGGUGACCAGCCCCGCGACAUUGAGCGCCAGAUUCGCGAGAUGGUCCUCAAGCAGAUCAGCAAGCCCAACGCCAUCAUCCUCGCUGUCACUGCUGCCAACACCGAUCUGGCCAACUCGGACGGUCUUAAGCUGGCCCGUGAAGUCGACCCCGAAGGUCAGCGCACCAUUGGUGUUUUGACAAAGGUUGAUCUGAUGGACGACGGUACUGACGUCGUCGACAUUCUUGCUGGUAGAAUCAUUCCUCUGCGACUGGGCUACGUCCCUGUGGUCAACCGUGGCCAACGCGAUAUUGAGAACAAAAAGGCCAUUUCAUACGCUCUCGAGCACGAGCGCGCUUUCUUCGAAAACCACAAGGCCUACCGCAACAAGAGCAGCUACUGCGGUACUCCUUACCUUGCCCGCAAGCUGAACCUCAUUCUCAUGAUGCACAUCAAGCAGACACUUCCUGACAUCAAGGCCAGGAUCUCUGCCUCAUUGCAAAAGUACACGGCCGAACUCGGGACUCUCGGCGAUUCCAUCCUCGGCAACAGCGCAAACAUUGUCCUCAACAUCAUUACCGAGUUCUCCAACGAGUACAGAACCGUCCUCGAGGGAAACAACCAAGAGCUGUCCAGCAUCGAACUUUCUGGUGGUGCCAGAAUCUCUUUCGUCUUCCACGAGCUCUACGCCAACGGUGUCAAGGCUGUUGACCCCUUCGACCAGGUCAAAGAUAUUGACAUCCGUACCAUCCUCUACAACUCCUCUGGCUCUUCGCCCGCUCUGUUUGUCGGUACUACCGCAUUCGAGCUCAUCGUCAAGCAACAGAUCAAGAGGCUAGAAGAUCCCAGUUUGAAGUGUGUUUCUCUCGUCCACGACGAACUUGUGCGUAUUCUAGGUCAACUCUUGAACAAGCCUCUUUUCAGAAGAUAUCCUGGAUUGAAGGAGAAGCUCUACCAGACUGUCAUCACCUUCUUCAAGAAGUCCAUGGAGCCGUCCAACAAGCUCGUCAAGGACCUUGUUGCCAUGGAAGCCUGCUACGUCAACACCGGUCACCCUGACUUCCUCAACGGCCAUAGAGCUAUGGCUAUCGUCAACGAGCGUCGCCAUGCCGCCAGACCCACCCAAGUAGAUCCCAAGACUGGCAAGCCUCUGCCACCAUCUGCCGUGCCGCCGCGUGCUGCCAGCCCCUCAUUGUCUCUUGAUGGCAACGAGGCGUCGGGCGGUUUCUUUGGCAGUUUCUUCGCCAGCAAGAACAAGAAGAAGAUGGCUGCCAUGGAGGCACCCCCACCUACUCUCAAGGCCAGCGGUACACUCAGCGAGAAGGAGAGCGAAGAGGUGGAAGUCAUCAAGCUUCUGAUCACCAGCUACUUCAACAUUGUGCGCCGUACAAUGAUCGACAUGGUCCCCAAAGCCAUCAUGUUGACUCUGGUGCAGUUCUCAAAAGAAGAGAUGCAGCGCGAGCUUCUGGAACAAAUGUACCGCACACAAGAAUUCGACGACCUACUCAAAGAGAGCGACUACACCGUCCGCAGGCGCAAGGAGUGCCAGCAAAUGGUUGAGAGUUUGGGCAAGGCCAACGAGAUUGUCAGUCAGGUGCAGUAG
Molecule: messenger RNA, 2109 nt
Organism: Aureobasidium pullulans EXF-150
Lineage: Eukaryota; Fungi; Ascomycota; Dothideomycetes; Dothideales; Saccotheciaceae
Product: vacuolar sorting protein 1
Exons: 4
Coding region: 1-2109 (702 amino acids)
Biological process (GO): peroxisome organization
Cellular component (GO): cytoplasm; peroxisome; microtubule
Molecular function (GO): GTPase activity; microtubule binding; GTP binding
Source: RefSeq, a predicted model, not a curated record